This is a messenger RNA of Engraulis encrasicolus (European anchovy), 1083 nucleotides long. Its product is annotated as diencephalon/mesencephalon homeobox protein 1-A-like. The coding region runs from base 1 to 1083 and encodes 360 amino acids. Gene Ontology annotation, molecular function: DNA-binding transcription factor activity, RNA polymerase II-specific; RNA polymerase II transcription regulatory region sequence-specific DNA binding. The record is from RefSeq and is a predicted model, not a curated record. Gene Ontology annotation, biological process: regulation of transcription by RNA polymerase II. NCBI's taxonomy places the organism in Eukaryota, Metazoa, Chordata, Actinopteri, Clupeiformes, Engraulidae. The transcript has 5 exons.
AUGCAUGGAAACAAGACUCUUGAGAAGAGCAUCAGCAUCAUCAUGCUGCACUGUACAGGGAGUGGAUCCAACCAGAACACGUUGACUACUCUAGGUGGUAUGUGCCAUGAUGUGCUGCAUGCCUGUAGCUGCCACAUGCCCACUCACGCAGUAACCUUCGCUGAGAGGCUGGCAGACAUGCUUCUGGAGGCUCAGUAUGGUUCUCGGCACCAGAAGCAGCGGCGUAACCGGACCACCUUCAGCGCAGAGCAGCUGGAGGCUCUGGAGAAGGUCUUCCACAAGACCCACUACCCAGACCUGCUCACGCGGGAGAGACUGGCCAUGUGCAUCAGCCUCCCUGAGGCACGCGUUCAGGUGUGGUUCAAAAAUCGCCGUGCCAAAUUCCGUAAGAAAAAUCGCAGUCACCAGAAAGCACAAGUACAGAGGCAGAAAGAGGCGUCAAUGGCAGUUCUAACAUCAACCAAAGUGGAGAAGCUGCCUCCCGUGCUAAACUACUUGUCCUUUUCUUCCAAAGUGAUUGAGGAACAGCCUCCACUCAUUUCAUGGGCAGGCCUGAACAUAGAUCAGAAUUUGAGCUCAGCAAAACAGUCUAAUGAUAAUAAUAAGUCUUUGGAGGACACCACCAAGUACAAAGGAGGCAAAUUCCCAGAGGAUGUCCAGUUCACUUCCUCUAAACAACACAGUGCAAAGCCAGAUUCCCUGCUGGAUGGCAGAAUGACCUGUCUGGGCCUCAGCAGUGGCACCUCUCAGAUCCACUUUUUCUCCUCUGCACCAGUCAGCCUGCUUUAUCAACAGGAAAGAAAACCUCUGCACGACACCACCACCAGUAGCCAGACACAGUGCGUACGCUGCCCUCCGUUCCAAAUGGCUGCCUCCGCUCCCGUCCCAUACUUGGGAAUGAAUAUAAGCAUUCCCGCCUCGAGCCUAUCUUCCAAGUCCAGCAGCUCCUACAUCCAGUCCCUGUCCCAUCAUCCUCAUCCAGAGCUUUGGAACCCCUCAUCCCUCCAGGCAGCAGCAGGUAUGCAUCCUGAUCACAGCAUCAGGACCGAUAACCACUUUGAUUCUUAUCAGAACCAAUUAUAG